AUGAGUUCUUCAAGCUACAAAUGUCGUCGCUUCAAAAACAAGGUGGCUAUUGUGACAGCCGGCACCAAGGGGUAGGUCAAAUUUUCGCGCCAAAAAUUAUUUCCAUGAAAUUUUUCUAGAAUUGGGUUAGCUAUCGCUGAACGAUUGGGUUUGGAGGGUGCGAGUAUUGUGAUCGGAAGCCGAAAUCAGAAAAAUGUGGAUGAGGCGGUGGCGCAACUCAAAACCAAGGGUGUUAAGAAUGUGGCGGGUUUGGCCGGGGAUAUUGGAGAGGAGGUGGAGCAGAAGAGAUUGGUGGAUUUUGUGAGUUUUUUUGGACUGGUCCAUUAAGUCCUAUUGAAAGUUCAGGUUCUCAAAACACAAGUUUCAACUCUAAAUUUCUCGGUCAAAAAUUCAAUUCAACUUUCAGGAAUCUGAAAAACAUACUCCCAUUCAGAAAAAAACACUAGAAAACAUCUGCAGCGGCCAGGAAUCGAACCCGCGACCUUGUGAAGCAAACGCGAGCUCGCUAACCACUAUACCAAAGUGACAACAACAAUUUCACGUGAGAGAAGGCGAGAGAGUGUGACCGCAGAAGAGACGCGAGACGAAAAAGGGAUAGGAACAGAUUCCGUCCACUUUUUUAAAAUUUUUGCCGCGAAACCUUUUGAUUGAACAAAAAUUGUUGUGCCAAAAUUAGUUUUCAUUUUCCAACCCAUCCAACUUUUCAGACCCUCCAAACCUUUGGCAAAAUCAACAUUCUCGUCAACAAUCACGGCAUCAAUCUCUCAAUCGGUAAUAUUCUUGAAGUCUCCCAUGAAGAAUGGAACAAACUAUUCAACUUCAACGUAAUUUCCGGCUUCCAAAUGACAAAACUCGUCCAACCACAUAUCAAAAACCAAGGUGGUGGUGCGAUUAUUUUCAACGCCUCCUACAGCGCCUACUUUUCGCCACCAGCAUUCGCAGCCUACGCCGUCACCAAGACUGCAUUAGUCGGGCUGACUCGCGCUCUCGCUAUAGGCCUCGCCAAGGACAACAUCCGGGUUAAUGGAAUUGCUCCCGGUGUUGUCAAAACUGAGAUGAGCAGACCGCUUUGGGAGGCGGGACCGGAGGCGGAGAGGCAAAUCGCAGAGCUCACUGGAAUUGCGUUGGGUCGUUUGGGUGAGCCGGAUGAUUGUGCUGGAGCGGUCGCGUUUUUGGCGUCGGAUGAUGCGAAUUAUGUGGUUGGUGAGACUAUGAUUAUUGGUGGAGGAGCGCAAGCCAGAUUCUGA
Caenorhabditis angaria is the source of this 1247-nucleotide messenger RNA. The record is from the annotation of a GenBank genome assembly. Lineage: Eukaryota; Metazoa; Nematoda; Chromadorea; Rhabditida; Rhabditidae.